This is a messenger RNA of Coregonus sp. 'balchen', 18190 nucleotides long. The record is from the annotation of a GenBank genome assembly. NCBI's taxonomy places the organism in Eukaryota, Metazoa, Chordata, Actinopteri, Salmoniformes, Salmonidae.
UGCUCAGUCUCCGGGCCAUGGACAGAGCUCAGCAUCAGACUGUUCAUCAUGCUGGUGGACAGGCUGGACCGCCAGUCUGACUUGAUGUGCUUCAUGGCCGAGAACCCUUGCUCACAGCUGUAUGAGCUCAUGGGAAAGACCAGCAUUAUCUCUACCAUUACCCUGAUGUGGGAGGACUGGUCUGGCCUCCCAACAGUAGCUUGCAGCAGGCGCUGCCACAGCACCUGUGGCGGUGGACAGCUACCUUGAGCUCCAGCCACUCACGUGUUGCAUCUGUGGAGGACUUGAAGUCCUCACAUGCCUCCAGGAUGUGGCUAAAGUGGUCUGUAAACAACUUCAGCUCCUCCAGACCAAAUAUAGCGAGUACAUCGAGGUCAUCUGGCCAGCUGGAGUGGUCAAAGAGAGGGGAGGCUGCUUUCAAGAUUCCCAUUUCCAGGUUUCCAAAAUGCUGAGACACUAAAUGACAGACAUCAUCCACAAGCUUCUCUCUCACUUCCCUGAAGGCAGCGUCGUCAUUUUCUUUUCUGCAGUGGCACAUUUCUGAAGGUCUUCUCUGAUCCAACAUCCUCCAGGAACUGUUGGAGUCUUAGUCCAGGGGACCUCUGAUCUCAGAGACACGUCAAGAUGAUGCCCAAGUUGGGGCUUGACAUUUUGGGGCAUUCAUCAUUGCCCGACAAGGUAACACAUUCACCCUGUAGUAACUAGCUUUAUACAACGGGUGGGUCUAAUCCUGGAUGCUGAUUGGUUAAAACCGUAUUCCAGCCGGUGUCUAUUCCACAAGUUACCACCGGCUAAAGCUAUGACAUUGAAAUGCCUAUUUACUCUGUUCCAUCUCACUGCGCAAUCCACUGUCUCACCAGCCCAGCCAGGCAAGUUAUAAACUUGAUCUCCACUAUAAAAAGCAUCUAGACAUUAUCUCCCAUUUCUUUUAGGCUAGCAUUUGGUUUUCAACAGCAGAGAUUUGUAUAAACUUUGUCUGUUUCUCUGACAUUUGCAACAUUGUUUCAAUGUUGAAAUUAAAUCUCAGCAGGUCAAAAUCAUGAAUCAGCUGGCAUAAUUUUUAUGGAUAUAUACAAAGAAAUGUCAAUAGAAAACAGGGAAAACGAAACGAGAUGCAGCUAGUUUGCGGUCUUUCCAGCUUCAAUUUGAAGUUUUAGCUGUGUUGUUGGCUAGCUCCUCUGAACAACAGUGACCUGACGAGAGAGCACAUUUUCUAUGUCCAUAGAUACAGAAAAAAAUACUUAACGGCUGGGUUGCGUCUCUGGCAACCGAACCGAUAGCACGAACGACCAGCCGACUUGGGUAGCAACCAUAGAUUUGUGUCGGGACUAUAUCUCGUGGAAGAAUGAAAUGGUAUGAAUAAAUUCAUCAAUGUUUUGUAUGAAAAUGUCAAUCAUUAUUUGAAUAUGUUAUUAACCCGUUGUAUAAAAGUGAUAAUGCCCUUGAAGCCGGUGUUUGGAGGAUAUAUUGGCACAGUUUGCUGGCCUAACAACACCCAUGCCAAUAUAUCCUCCAAACACCGGCUUUUCAGGCGUUAUGACUUAAAUAACAUUAGCUAGCCAAAUAUGAAAGUUACUGAUCAGUCACAGCUCAAAUGUAGCUACCAUACACGUGGGCUAGUAAGCAAAGAUUUGUGGCUGUGUAGCUAGCUAAGUUAACGUUAGUCAGCUAUGCUCAGGAUGAGGCUGGUCAACCUACCUUAUCUACCUUGGCCUAGCUAGGCCAAAUGCUAGUUCUAAUUACCUGAGUGUUUGAAUUGACAUGAUGAUCUGCAGGCACGUAGUUAGACAGCGAAUGGAAGAGCUGUGAGAGCUAUCAGCCAGACGAAGAUUCCACAGCCACAUAGUCAAAAUUGGCAAUAUGGCGUGCCACUCAAACAACCCAAUGUAUUGUGUGUAGAUUAAGGACAUAAAAAAAAAAUCAAUUUUAGAAUAAGGCUGUAACAAAAUGUGGAAAAAGUCAAGGGGUCUGACUACUUUCCGAAUGCACUGUAUUCUUACCCCUUGACUUAGUCCACAUUUUUUUGUUGCAGCCUGAAUUAGAAAUGUAAUAAAUAUAUUAUUUUUCAACCAUAUGCACACAGUACCCCAUAGUGACAAAAUAAAAACAUGUUUUUAGAAAAUGUUGCACAUUUAUUGCAAAUUUAAUGCAGAAAUAUAACAUUUACAUAAGUGUUCACACCCCUGAGUAAAUGCAUGUUAGAAUCACCUUUUGCAGCGAUUACACCUGUGAGUCUUUCUGGGUAAGUCUCUAAGAGCUGCGCACACCUGGAUUGUACAAUAUUUGCACAUUAUGUCAAGUUGGUUGUUGAUCAUUGCUAGGCAGCCAUUUUCAAGUAAAUUUAAGUAAAAACUGUAACUAGACCACUCAGGAACAUUCAAUGUUGUCUUGGUAAGCAACUCCAGUGUAUAUUUGGCCUUGUGUUUUAGGUUAUUGUCCUGCUGAAAGGUGAAUUUGUCUGUCAGUGUCUGUUUGAAAGCAGACUGAACCAGAUUUUACUCUAGGAUUUUGCCUGUGCUGAGCUCUAUUCCGUUUCUUUUUAUCCCCCCCAAAAAACUCCCUAGUCCUUGCCGAUGACAAGCAUACACAUAACAUGAUGCAGCCACCACCAUGCUUGAAAAUAUGAAGUGGUACUUAGUGAUGCGUUGUGUUUAGAUUUGCGGCAUACAAAACGCUUUGUAUUCAGGACAUAAAGUUAGUUUCUUAGCCAAUGUUUUUGCAGUUUUACAUUAGUGCCUUAUUCCAAACAGGAUGCAUGUUUUGGAAUAUUUGUAUUCUGUGAAGGCUUCCUUCUUUUCACUGUCAUGUAUGUUAGUAUUGUGGAGUAACUACAAUGUUGUUGAUCCAUCAGUUUUCUCCUAUCACAGCCAUUCAACUCUGUAACCGUUUUAAAGCACCAUCCAAAGUGUAAUUUAGUAACUUCACCAUGCUCAAAGGGAAAUUCAAUGUCUACUUUUUUAUUUUUACCCAUCUACCAAUAGGUGCUCUUCUUUGCGAGCCAUUGGAAAACCUCCCUGGUCUUUGUGGUUGAAUCUGUUUGAAAUUCACUGCUUGACUGAGGGACCUUACCGAUAAUUGAAUGUGUGGGGUAAAGAGAUGAGGUAGUCAUUAAAAGGAAAUCUGUGCAAUUUAUUAUGUGACUUGUUAAGCACAUUUUUACUCCUGAACUUAUUUAGGCUUGCCACAACAAAGGGGUGACUACUUUUUGACUCAAGACAUUUCAGCUUUUCACUUUUUUAAUGAAUUUGUAAAAAUUUCUAAAAGCACACUUCCACUUUCACAUUAUCGGGUGUUUUUUGUAGGCCAUUGACACAAUCUCAAUUUAAUCCAUUUUAAAUUCAGGCUGUAACAAAGUCAAGGGGUGUGAAUACUUUCUGAAAGCACUGUAUAUUUAGCCUAGGUAUAAUUUUACAAGCCCUUAUUUCUUUAGAUUAUUCCUGACUGUUUGAAAUGCAUUGACCUUUUUUAAAAUGUAAAAAAAUAAUAUAUAUAUAUAUAUAUUAUUUUUUACAUUUUAAAAAAGGUAAAUGCAUUUCAAACAGUCAGGAAUAAUCUAAAGAAAUAAGGGCUUGUAAAUAUAUAUAUAUACACAGUGGGGAGAACAAGUAUUUGAUACACUGCCGAUUUUGCAGGUUUUCCUACUUACAAAGCAUGUAGAGGUCUGUAAUUUUUAUCAUCGGUACACUUCAACUGUGAGAGACGGAAUCUAAAACAAAAAUCCAGAAAAUCACAUUGUAUGAUUUUUAAGUAAUUAAUUUGCAUUUUAUUGCAUGACAUAAGUAUUUGAUACAUCAGAAAAGCAGAACUUAAUAUUUGUUACAGAAACCUCUUGUUACAGAAACCUCUUCAGGUCAUUGACCAGGUCCUGCCGUGUAGUUCUGGGCUGAUCCCUCACCUUCCUCAUGAUCAUUGAUGCCCCACGAGGUGAGAUCUUGCAUGGAGCCCCAGACCGAGGGUGAUUGACCGUCUUCUUGAACUUCUUCCAUUUUCUAAUAAUUGCGCCAACAGUUGUUGCCUUCUCACCAAGCUGCUUGCCUAUUGUCCUGUAGCCCAUCCCAGCCUUGUGCAGGUCUACAAUUUUAUCCCUGAUGUCCUUACACAGCUCUCUGGUCUUGGCCAUUGUGGAGAGGUUGGAGUCUGUUUGAUUGAGUGUGUGGACAGGUGUCUUUUAUACAGGUAACAAGUUCAAACAGGUGCAGUUAAUACAGGUAAUGAGUGGAGAACAGGAGGGCUUCUUAAAGAAAAACUAACAGGUCUGUGAGACCCGGAAUUCUUACUGGUUGGUAGGUGAUCAAAUACUUAUGUCAUGCAAUAAAAUGAAAAUUAAUUACUUAAAAAUCAUACAAUGUAAUUUUCUGGAUUUUUGUUUUAGAUUCCGUCUCUCACAAUUAAAGUGUACCUAUGAUAAAAAUUACAGACCUCUACAUGCUUUGUAAGUAGGAAAACCUGCAAAAUCGGCAGUGUAUCAAAUACUUGUUCUCCCCACUGUGUAUAUAUAUAUAUAUAUAUAUAUAUAUAGUGAAUCACCCAUAAAUUUGAAAAAAUAUGUAGAUUUCUUUUAGGCCAUAUCGCCCAGCCCAAUGUUCUAGCAUCUAGCUAGCCUCAGCCAUGUCUCCAGCUAGCCUUUAUUUCCUGAAGAGCUAAAGAGGGAGCUGUUACUGGAGAGAAUUCUCCAUAGCCUCACCAAUCUGCAAAGGCUUUUUCCACUAGCAGGCUUUUGUUACCGAGCCAUCUGAGACGAAGUCCAUCCAUGCAGCGGCGUUAACAAUAACGUAGACUGUUGUUUCUAUGCCAAGGUACACUGAGAUUGUGAAUAAUUCAACAAUACUGGGUAGCUAAUAAUAACACACAUGUAGCAUAGGCCAUGAAAUGUGUUGGCCCUCUCCAUCCAGAGCAGAAUAAAGUUGUAUGGUUUCUCACUUAAAUCAGAUUUAUUCGUCAUUGCACAGUUCUCAUGAACCUAUUUAUAACCUAGUUCUCUCUGAGGAGGAGUUGCCUGACACAGAGAAGCUGUCAGAACUUUUGAUGCUGCUCAGAACAUGGCUUCUCCUCCAGGCCCAUCUGUCUGUCUUGCCUCUCCAGGGUCUCACUGCUCUCUGUGUGGGCAUCUGCCCAGCCCUCUCGGCUUUGAUGGAAAGGGGCUACACCUAUUCCUUAGGAUGUUGGAGAAACGUUGCCUCAAGUUUUGUUAAACCACAUCCACCAUGAAUGAAGAAGUGGUUGGUAGCUUAGCUCAGUCUUUUAUUCUACUGGUCUAAACAGGUUGCAUUACAACUGCUUGUCAUUUCACAUACAACAAACAUUUGUAGGCUAAUUGUAGCAAUUUGGCCCCCUCCUGUUGCAAAUUAAUUUAGGCAGUAGUAGAGUGAUAGGCACUAUAUUGCAUCUAAAGAUAUCAAACAUCUGUAGCUCUCUGUGGAUAGCUCUCUGUGGAUGACAUCAUUAGUGCAUAAGAGAAAAUUGAGUGUAACCUUCCCCUCGCUCGCUCUCUCUAGACUCUGGUGGAGUAUGCUGGUCGAUGGAGGAUGGAGGAGGAGCCCCUGCCCCUGGUGGAGGUGUAUACAGUGGCCCUGCUGAGCUAUGCCCAGGCCUCCCCCUGCCUCUCCUCCCAGUGUGAAAACGUCCCCCUUGUACUUGAACGUCUCUCACUGUGAGUAUGCCUGUCUUAUUGGUGAAGGGGUUUAACCUGCUUGUUGUUCUCCAUGUAAGAUCAGUACCCAUGAGAUUUUUAGAAGAACAUAAUUUGAAAUGCACAUCAGAUGAAUUACUGUACUAUACCUUAUUUCAGAUGUAGAAUUGUAUCGUAUAAAACAUUGGUUAAAGUUAGCUAACACCACCUCCAGCUAUUUGUUUUACAGUGCUUUGUUAUGAUUCUUGAUCAUUACCAAUCAGACGUGCCUUUAUUCUUCAGAUGAUCAUGUUUAAAUCACUGCACAAAAUAAAGGCUUUAGUCAUCAUGAAAUGAGCUGUUUGGGUGGCUCAUUUGAUUUCAUAUUGGUUGUUCAGGAGCUGUGUAGAGCUGCUGCUCUCCCUGCCAGAACAUUUCCCAGAUGCCUUGUGGGAAGAGUUCAAGUCAUCUGUUCAGGUAAAAUGCUUAGUCAUGUCACGCAGAGGAUGAAAUGUUUCCUUUUUAUUUUCAAUGCGAUAUUGAUGUAAACUACCCUGUAGGAUUACUGUAUUACUUCAUCUGUUCAGGAAACAGUCUUUUAAGAUAAGAUACCAUUUUUUGGUCUGUUUUUGAGAUAAUAUUGUGUGUGUUGCAAGGAUGCACCACUAAUUUUCUCCUUAGUACUCAUGCGUAAUUGCUUCUUAAAGUACCUACGGCUUUGAGAAUACUGUAACUGAGUGAAUCCUGUGUGUUGCAGUCAGCCCACUCCCAGCUGAAGGAGAAUGGCAUCACACAGCUGGCCCUCCUGUCUGCCGUGGCCCAGGAGACUGGUGUGUGGACCAACAGCACCCUGCACAGUCUCCUCUCUAACGAGUCGCCACAAACAGAGGAGGGUGAGUGUUCUUUUACCACUGUAAAGAAAGAAAUCCCUGUGCACAACAGUGCGUCUAGAUCCAGGAACAACUUUGGAUACUAGUUGUUAUUCAAGUCUUGUACAUUUGAACCAGCAUUUUAUAUCAGAAUUGUAUUUGUAUUGUCUCUGUACGAAUCUGAAUAUCCUCUUCUUUAGUUCACAAGUUCCUUCAACUGGAGGGACCCAUUCUUCUGGAGAUGAGAGUAAAGCACCUUAUCAAGGAGAACCACAUGGAGAGGGCUGCACUGCUGGCAAGGGCUUGUGCAGAGUGUCCUGAGUUUGAAGGAAAAGGGCACUUUAAGCAGAUGUACCUGGUCUGCCUGUGCUCUGCCUCAGCACAGGAACCACUAAUGGAGGAGGUAGGUUGGGACAGUCUGCUAGAAACAGGUUGGGUCCUAAAUGGCACCCUAUUCCCUAUAUAGUCCACAACUUUUGAACAGGACCCAUAUAUAUUUUAAUGAUUUAACUGUCAGGCCUCCGUGGAUUCAUUGCACCAAUCAGAAUGGCUCUGUCCUCUAUUGUUUUUUAGUAUAUACAAUUGAGACUUUUGUCCACAAGAGGGCAGGCCAUUCAAUGGAAAAAAUGUAUAUGCAGCUUGAGGCAGACAAGAGGAAACUGUUGGAUACCACAUUGAAAUAUCAUUUGAAUGCAAUGUAUCUCUUCCUUUUUAUCGACAGCUCUCCAAGGUUGAUUGCCGUGAUGCACUAGAAAUGAUCUGUAACCUGGAGUCGGAAGGGGAUGAGAGGGGAGCCUUCAGCCUAUGCUCUGCCUUUCUAACACGUCAGCUUCUCCAAGGAGACACUUACUGUGCCUGGUAAGAUCACAGCGCUACAUUUCUUGCAUUAAAGCCCACCCCUCCUAUCUCUGUUUGACAUAUGAAAUGUAUUAAUAUUGUGUUAUUACCCAUUUCAAUUUAAAAUACAGUAGUAACAAAAUAAACGCACUGCACAAUCUCUUCUUUAGUUCUUCAGAUAAUUCAGGUAUUAUAGAAUAUAUAUAUAUAUAAUUAUUGUUAUUAAGAUAGUUUGUUUAUAUCUUUCCUCUCCAGGGAGCUGACACUGUUUUGGAGCAAACUGCUGAAGCGGAUGGAGUCAUCUGUAGAGACGUUCCUGGACAGAUGUCGUCAGAUGUCUUUGCUGUCCACAACCGUCUUCCACAUCCUCUUCUUCAUCAAAGUCAUUCAAUCAGAGGUAAGCUUCUGCCCUGAUACAUUCAUUAUUUCUAGGUGUAUGUAGACUGAAAAACAUGGCACGCUGUUUUUUUUUGCGUUGUGUAGCCAGAACUCCACCCCUAUUGUUCUACAGUGAGGGGAAAAAAGUAUUUGAUCCCCUGCUGAUUUUGUAUGUUUGCCCACUGACAAAGAAAUGAUCAGUCUAUCAUUUUAAUUGUAGGUUUAUUUGAACAGUGAGGGACAGAAUAACAACAACAAAAUCCAGAAAAACGCAUGUCAAAAAUGUUAUAAAUUGAUUUGCAUUUUAAUGAGGGAAAUAAGUAUUUGACCACCUCUCAAUCAGAAAGAUUUCUGGCUCCCAGGUGUCUUUUAUACAGGUAAUGAGCUGAGAUUAGGAGCACACUCUUAAAGGGAGUGCUCCUAAUCUCAGCUUGUUACCUGUAUAAAAGACACCUGUCCACAGAAGCAAUCAAUCAAUCAGAUUCCAAACUCUCCACCAUGGCCAAGACCAAAGAGCUCUCCAAGGAUGUCAGGGACAAGAUUGUAGACCUACACAAGGCUGGAAUGGGCUACAAGACCAUCGCCAAGCAGCUUGGUGAGAAGGUGACAACAGUUGGUGCCACUAUUCGCAAAUGGAAGAAACACAAAAUAACUGUCAAUCUCCCUCGUCCUGGGGCUCCAUGCAAGUUCUCACCUCGUGGAGUUGCAAUGAUCAUGAGAACGGUGAGUAAUCAGCCCAGAACUACACGGGAGGAUCUUGUCAUUGAUCUCAAGGCAGCUGGGACCAUAGUCACCAAGAAAACAAUUGGUAACACACUACGCCAUGAAGGACUGAAAUCCUGCAGCGCCCGCAAGGUCCCCCUGCUCAAGAAAGCACAUAUACAGUGGGGGAAAAAAGUAUUUAAUCAGCCACCAAUUGUGCAAGUUCUCCCACUUAAAAAGAUGAGAGAGGCCUGUAAUUUUCAUCAUAGGUACACGUCAACUAUGACAGACAAAUUGAGGAAAAAAAUUCCAGAAAAUCACAUUGUAGGAUUUGUAAUGAAUGUAUUUGCAAAUUAUGGUGGAAAAUAAGUAUUUGGUCACCUACAAACAAGAAAGAUUUCUGGCUCUCACAGACCUGUAACUUCUUCUUUAAGAGGCUCCUCUGUCCUCCACUCGUUACCUGUAUUAAUGGCACCUGUUUGAACUUGUUAUCAGUAUAAAAGACACCUGUCCACAACCUCAAACAGUCACACUCCAAACUCCACUAUGGCCAAGACCAAAGAGCUCUCAAAGGACACCAGAAACAAAAUUGUAGACCUGCACCAGGCUGGGAAGACUGAAUCUGCAAUAGGUAAGCAGCUUGGUUUGAAGAAAUCAACUGUGGGAGCAAUUAUUAGGAAAUGGAAGACAUACAAGACCACUGAUAAUCUCCCUCGAUCUGGGGCUCCACGCAAGAUCUCACCCCGUGGGGUCAAAAUGAUCACAAGAACGGUGAGCAAAAAUCCCACAACCACACGGGGGGACCUAGUGAAUGACCUGCAGAGAGCUGGGACCUAAGUAACAAAGCCUACCAUCAGUAACACACUACGCCGCCAAGGACUCAAAUCCUGCAGUGCCAGACGUGUCCCCCUGCUUAAGCCAGUACAUGUCCAGGCCCGUCUGAAGAUUGCUAGAGUGCAUUUGGAUGAUCCAGAAGAGGAUUGGGAGAAUGUCAUAUGGUCAGAUGAAACCAAAAUAGAACUUUUUGGUAAAAACUCAACUCGUCGUGUUUGGAGGACAAAGAAUGCUGAGUUGCAUCCAAAGAACACCAUACCUACUGUGAAGCAUGGGGGUGGAAACAUCAUGCUUUGGGGCUUUUGCAAAGGGACCAGGACGACUGAUCCGUGUAAAGGAAAGAAUGAAUGGGGCCAUGUAUCGUGAGAUUUUGAGUGAAAACCUCCUUCCAUCAGCAAGGGCAUUGAAGAUGAAACGUGGCUGGGUCUUUCAAUAUGACAAUGAUCCCAAACACACCGCCCGGGCAACGAAGGAGUGGCUUCGUAAGAAGCAUUUCAAGGUCCUGGAGUGGCCUAGCCAGUCUCCAGAUCUCAACCCCAUAGAAAAUCUUUGGAGGGAGUUGAAAGUUCGUGUUGCCCAGCGACAGCCCCAAAACAUCACUGCUCUAGAGGAGAUCUGCAUGGAGGAAUGGGCCAAAAUACCAGCAACAGUGUGUGAAAACCUUGUGAAGACUUACAGAAAAUGUUUGACCUGUGUCAUUGCCAACAAAGGGUAUAUAACAAAGUAUUGAGAAACUUUUGUUAUUGACCAAAUACUUAUUUUCCACCAUAAUUUGCAAAUAAAUUCAUUAAAAAUCCUACAAUGUGAUUUUCUGGAUUUUUUUCUCUCAUUUUGUCUGUCAUAGUUGACGUGUACCUAUGAUGAAAAUUACAGGCCUCUCCCAUCUUUUUAAGUAGGAGAACUUGCACAAUUGGUGGCUGACUAAAUACUUUUUUCCCCCCACUGUACAUGCCCGUCUGAAGUUUGCCAAUGAACAUCUGAAUGAUUCAGAGGAGAACUGGGUGAAAGUGUUGUGGUCAGAUGAGACCAAAAUGGAGCUCUUUGGCAUCAACUCAACUCGCUGUGUUUGGAGGAGGAGGAAUGCUGCCUAUGACCCCAAGAACACCAUCCCCACCGUCAAACAUGGAGGUGGAAACAUUAUGCUUUGGGGGUGUUUUUCUGCUAAGGGGACAGGACAACUUCACCGUAUCAAAGGGAUGAUGGACGGGGCCAUGUACCGUCAAAUCUUGGGUGAGAACCUCCUUCCCUCAGCCAGGGCAUUGAAAAUGGGUCGUGGAUAGGUAUUCCAGCAUGACAAUGACCCAAAACACACGGCCAAGGCAACAAGGGAGUGGCUCAAGAAGAAGCACAUUAAGGUCCUGGAGUGGCCUAGCCAGUCUCCAGACCUUAAUCCCAUAGACAAUCUGUGGAGGGAGCUGAAGGUUUGAGUUGCCAAACGUCAGCCUCGAAACCUUAAUGACUUGGAGAAGAUCUGCAAAGAGGAGUGGGACAAAAUCCCUCCUGAGAUGUGUGCAAACCUGGUGGCCAACUACAAGAAACGUCUGACCUCUGUGAUUGCCAACAAGGGUUUUGCCACCAAGUACUAAGUCAUGUUUUGCAGAGGGGUCAAAUACUUCUUUCCCUCAUUAAAAUGCAAAUCAAUUUAAAACAUUUUUGACAUGCAUUUUAUGGAUUUUGUUGUUGUUAUUCUGUCUCUCACUGUUCAAAUAAACCUACCAUUAAAAUUAUAGACUGAUCAUUUCUUUGUCAGUGGGCAAACGCACAAAAUCAGCAGGGGGAUCAAAUACUUUUUUCCCUCACUGUAUGUGCUCUCUUGAUUAAUUCACAGGCAAUUAAAAUUGAGUGAAUUUCCCUCCUUGUUUUUCUUUUACAGGUGGACAAGGUUGGACUGCCAGUGUGCGUUGACAUGUGCAUACGGGCUCUACAGUUGGAAUCAAGUGAUGGAAACACCAAGGCCACCAUUUGCAAAACCAUCUCCUGUUUGCUGCCCACUGAUCUGGAGAUAAAGCGGGCCUGCCAGCUGACACAGUUCCUCCUGGAACCCACGGUGGACUCUUACUAUGCCGUGGAGACUCUGUACAACGAGCCAGACCAGAAGCUGGAGGAGGAGAGUCUUCCUGUGCCCAACUCGCUCCGCUGUGAGCUCCUGCUGGUGUUCAAGACCCAGUGGCCUUUUGACCCUGAGUUCUGGGACUGGAAGACACUGAAGCGUCACUGCCUGACCCUUAUGGGCGAGGAGGCCUCCAUUGUGUCGUCCAUUGACUUACUGAAUGACAAUGAGAUCCCAGAGACCCCUGAGGAGGAGGACGACACAGCCCAGGGUGAGGAAGUGUUCAGAGACGUCACAGACUACUUCAUGGACACCACACAUGAACUGAAUGAAAUAACCGAUAAAAGACAGAAAAUCAGAGAGACAAAGAAACUGAGAGAGAAAGGGUUCAUCUCUGCCAGGUUUCGAAACUGGCAGGCAUAUAUGCAGUACUGUGUUCUGUGUGACAAGGAGUUUCUGGGACACAGGAUUGUACGUCAUGCACAGACUCACUACAAAGGUGGACUUUAUAGCUGCCCGAUAUGCGCUGAGACGUUCACCUCAAAAGACACAUUGGAACCACACGUGGCAUCACAUGUAAAGCUAUCAUGCAAGGAAAGAUUAGCUGCAAUUAAAACUAAUAAAAAAUUGGCUAAUCCCAAAACAGCUGCUCCUGUUAUUGCAGCUCUGAAAGCUAAGACUGAAAAUCUACUUUGGACAAAAGAUGCAAACAGCGAUUCCCAAGAACACAAUGGCGAGUCGCUUCAGACAGAAUCAAUUCAGACCAAAGUCUCUGGACUUAUGACAGAAAGCAGCACUGAGGAAAACACAUGCCCUGUCGCAAACUGCAAAAAGGGAUUCAAGUAUUUCCGAAAUCUUCUUGUCCAUGUGAAAGCACAUGGAAAUAACGAUGAAGCAAAGCGCUUCCUUGAAAUGCAGAACAAAAAGGUGAUUUGUCAGUAUUGUCGUCGCCAGUUUGUUAAUGUCACCCACCUUAACGAUCAUUUGCAAGUGCACUGUGGUGUCAGACCUUACAUUUGCAUACAGUUAAACUGCAAGGCCAGCUUUCUCUCCAACACAGAGCUGCUUGUACACAGAAAAGAACAUGUCAUAUUUAAAGCCAGAUGCAUGUUUCCUAGAUGUGGUAAGAUUUUCAAUGAAGCCUACAAGCUUUACGACCAUGAGUCACAGCAUUACAAAACGUUCACCUGCAAAGUCCCUAACUGUGGUAAAGUGUUCCAUUCUCAGUCACAGUUGGAUCUGCACCAGGAGGAACAUGUCGCAAAAGUGGAGGAAUACUCAGCUACAGACUCUGACCUUUCUCAUUUUCUGGACCAGAGGAUGCUUUCUGAUCAGGCUUCCUUCUCAGAGGAUGUUGAGGCUUCUCAUCCACCAGCAUCUGUUGAGGUGAAGCACUCGAUUGACAACCUGCUGAAUGCUUCUCAAGGUCCUGUUCAGAAUGAUCGACGAUACAUUAUUCAAAGUGAGCCACCAGUAAAAGAACUGUACCCAUGUUCAGAAAGCUCUGUUAUUCGGUCUACCACAAAUGCACAAACACAUGACCCAAAUCAGCUGAGACAUAGACCCCAAGACCCCUCAGAGACUGCUGCAUAUGACUAUAUGAGACCCACACCACAUAAUCCUCCAUUAGCUUCAUACCAAUAUCCUGGGGAUUUGCAUCAUGCCCAACAACCAAGUGUGUUUCAAGGUCAGGUCCAGAGUUUUCUCAAAGGUGGAAAUUAUGAAUCCAGGAACUACAAUUCUGACUACCAAGUACCAGUGCAAGAACUACAACAACCACACAUGUCUGUUAACAACAUGUCAGCAGCAAGCCAGACCUCCCAUUACAUGUCAACUCCAAUGCCUCAAAUUCUCCCAUCUGUCUCUCACACACUUCUUCCACUAGUAACUCGUUUGCCAGCCAUUGGUUGCAGAACAGAGAAUACACGGUGCCCGUUACCUAGCACUCCUGCCCUACAGCAACACCCAUUACCAACUACUCCUGCCCCACAGCAACACCCAUUACCAACUACUCCUGCCCCACAGCAACACCCAUUACCAACUACUCCUGCCCCACAGCAACACCCAUUACCAACUACUCCUGCCCCACCCCAAGGAGAGAAAGAGAGACACCACUGUGCUUUGGAGACAUGCGAUCGCAACUACAGCUCCUAUAGAAGUGUUACCAAGCAUAUGAAAGCAGCUCACCCAGAGUUUUAUACAGAAUGGAAACUUGUUAAGAGAAAAACAAGGGAACAUGAAAAAGCAAGGAAAGCUGCCCCGUCAAGUGUGCCUCUGAUUGGGAACCGUAACUCUGUUGCUCCACUACAACAUCAACAGGCUAAUGGUGUCCCAGUUCACAGCCACAAUGUCAUUCAGCCACCCCCAUACCCAAACUCAAACCAGUCUUACACUUCCCAUUCAGCUGCUGUCCAAAGCCAGGCUUUCCCCAACCAAAUGGACAAUAUACUAGAUCCCAUUGUACUCUCCCAGCUAGAGAACAAUCCCAAUCAAUAUCCACCACCUAGUAUGCCAUGGCAACAAACACCAGGAAACAACCAAAACCAGAAUUGUUAUCACUCACAAGUAUAUCCCUCCUCAAACCUGCAAGGGAUGCCACAAAUGGAUGCUGUUGGUGGAGGAAUGAAUGUUCAUGUUAUUCCAUCCCGUCAUAUGAUACGACCUAAUAUGGAAAGGCCAGCAGAGUCACUGCUACCAACAACUAUGGAUAAUGUUCUUCAGCCUGUUUUCCCCUCUUAUGUGGACAUUCUGAAAGACUCAAGUCUCUCAAAUCAGCUGGGAAAUGCUGCACUUCCCUACACACCGCAGACUCAAAGUAAUUCAUGUUCUAAUUUCAAUUCCCCUGAAAGGAGUAGAGGAAUGCAGAAAACCAACAUGGAAUCGCAUGUCCUUGCCGGAAACAAAUUGCUAGCAAGAAACAACAGUGAAUCUCAAGAUGGCACCAAAAACUCUGAAAAAAAUCAGAUGGGCAAAAAAGUCAAGCGUAACAAAAGAACAAAGUGGCCUGCCAUUGUUAAAGAUGGAAAGUUCAUUUGCUCUAGGUGUGGUAGAGAAUUUACAAAUCCCAAAUCACUUGGUGGCCAUUUGUCCAAGCGUUUACACUGCAAAGCCUAUGACACUGACCUCCUGACAACAGACUUACCUUCAUCAUUUCUUGAUCUUCUCAAUUCAGAGCAACUUCUCAAUACUCAGCCCCCAUCAUCUUCACUGUAUAACCCUGCUGCACCGUAUGCAAAUGACAGCCAACAACCUGAUGAGAUUCUUAAACAAAUUAUGGAUACUCCAAAUAUUCCCAAUAUGUUUGAGCCCUCAGCGAUUCCCCAGCCAACGUUCCAAAAUCCUUAUGGCCCCUAUGGACCUGGUGGACGCUUGCCAGAAAGCACAGUCAUACAGCACACAGGAAAUAUCCAAGUGAAGACAGAAAAUGAAUCGUAUACAGAUGGAUAUCAUCAGCAGUCAUGUGACCCUGGGUUUGGCAGUAGUGCAUUCUAUGAGCCACUUAUCACUCAGGUGCUUGCAGAAACCAACCCUACCGUCUCACUUCACAGACUUCCCACAGACCAUAUUGAUAAUUUACUCAGAGCAGAAACACUGAUGAAGAUGAAAGAAGUGAAGGGGAAUUCUGAUUCUGCCUCCAAUUCGGGAGGGUUGUCUAAUGAUGGACUUCUGGCUGCAAUGGCCAGUUUGGCACAAAACCUUAUGACAAACCCCAUGUUGCAGAUCACUUCACCAGACCCUCAGCCUCAUAACAGUCCAGCAGCAACAAGUAGCAAACCGGUGGAGACACGGAGGAAGAGUACGGAACAUAAUGUCAAGAAAAGGUUGCGUGAACAGAUUUUAGCUGGAGACUUCCAAAGAAGAAGCGGUUUAUCUCGGACAAGCAGCACUGAAACACAUGCCAGUUUGAAUCCGUUGUCAUCCAAUCCAACAACAAAUGUUGUACAACAUUUUGGAGUACGUCAAAGUCCUCAGCCUUCCAAGAUGAUUGAUCACGGAAUCCCCUCUGUAUCAUCUGCCCAAAUGAACGGAGCAGCCCCCAUGAAGAGUUUUACUCAUUUCAGAGAGGCUUCCUCUCAACACCACGAGGCACCUGCACCUACCAACAUUUUUGCAAACGAUGUUGAUCUUGGUCCUAAUCUAACACCUGCAAACCAACAACACUGGAUGAUGGACAUUCAGACUGCAUUAGAGAGGCUAGACUUAGACAAACAACAGGUGUGUGAUUCUGCUCCAACAUAUUCCUCCACAAAACCUAGCUGCACUGAUAUUUCCAAUGAUACUGAAUCAUUCCAGCCUAAUGUCUCAACAGAGAAGGAUACACAUAUUCCUGAUGGCUGUAGAAAGCUGUUUGCCUGUGAGAGUGACAACUGCACAUACAGGGCCAUGACAAAAGAUGCCAUUUUAAAACAUCUCAUCAAGACUCACAAGUACACUAAUGAGAUGAUAAAUUCGAUGAAGAAAAACCAUGGGAAAUUUGCCCCAUUCUCUUGUCAAAUGUGUGAUAAAACCUUUACCCGAAAUUCAAACCUUAAGGCACACUGUCAGACAGCUCACAGAUUGACACAGCAGGAGAUUGCAGAACUAAUCAUGAAGCGCAAGUCAAGUAACACGGUUGGAUUUGCUAAUAACGAAGACAAACCAAGUGUGCAUUCAGAGCCUCCUUUGUCUGGUCAGAUUGCCACAGCGCCCCACUCAAUAAUGGAGAAUAUUAGACGUCAAAAUUCACUCCCGGAUGUGAGCCAAAAUCAAGAUGUGACUGUAAAAAAGUUGUUUACUUCAGGAGCAAGGAUAAAACAAGACUACCACCCACAGCCUUUCAAACAGCAGACUUCUCAAGGCAUAGCUGACCCGAGAUAUCAGGAUAAUAGCCUCUCCGUGGGAAUGCAACCAAUGCAAAGGAUACCCAUGCAUGAUCAGACUCCAUUAAUGCUAAUGUCUGAAUAUCAAAUGAACGCACACUGCUCGACAAUACCCCAACAGCCCUUAAUGACCGCUCCUGAUGCAGAUCAAUGGUCAAACGGACAACACAUACCAGUUCCAUCUAGGCCUAUGCCUACUCAUUUCAGUCAACAAUCUGAAGGCUAUCUGGCAGAAAGAGCUGAUUCAAUGACACCGGCUCCAUCAGAUCCCCUUCAGGUUUGUGCUCCCUUGCUAGAAAAGACACCCAAAAUCAAGCAGCAGAGAGGACCAAAGCCUAAAGUAGAAAAGCCUAAAGUAGAAAUUCCCAAGAAGACGAAAGAGAAGAAGUCUGAGGCAAAUGAUUCUUUCAGUCCAUACAGGCCAUAUCGCUGUGUUCAUCAAGGAUGUGCAGCAGCCUUUACAAUUCAGCAUAAUUUAAUCCUCCAUUACAGGGCUGUCCAUCAGUCUGCUCUGUCCACAUGUGAAAUGAACAAUGAGAAUGAUCAAAAUGAGGAACAGGAUGAGAAAAAGGACAUCAAGCAGGAGGGGGUUACAGAGGAGGAACCAGAGGUUGACGUAAACGAGGUAACAGAAUUCAGAUGUCAAGUGAGCGACUGCUCCAGAGUAUUCCAAGAUGUUCCGAACAUGUUGCAGCAUUACCUCCAGCUUCACAAGUUCAGCCUGGAUAAAGCAGGAUCUCUAAUGUCCAACAUCAACCUAGGCAGAUUCCGUUGUGAUCAGCAAGGGUGCACAGCAUCCUUCAUUGCUUUCUGGAAGUACAUCGGACAUAUUGAAAAAGAACAUGACAAGGCAAAACUCGCCAAAAUGGAACCUGUGGAUGGGAUGUUCCAAUGUGAUGUCGAAGGCUGUGACCGUGCUUACGCUACAAAGUCAAACCUGCUGAGGCACACCAUGAAAAAGCAUCAUGACCUUUACAAACUCCAACUGAUGAACCAACGGAAAAGUGAAGAUUGUGAGAAACCUGACUCCAAGAAUUCACAUUACCAAAUAACUAAAUCAAGCGAUGGGAAAGAAAACAUAGAGAGCAACAAAAAGAUUACACAAAAGGGAGGUGACAAAAAGAAAACUGACAAAACAGAGACAAAUAAUUGGACGAAAUAUGGAAAACCCUCCUUGAAAACUAAGGAUGAAGCGUCUGCAAUGUGCAUAAAGAAAUGCAAGUUGCAAUACCCCUGCAUGAUAAAGGGCUGUGAUUCAGUGAUGAAGUCCGAACGGAGCAUCAUGAAGCACUACAUGGGGCACGGACUGUCCGAGCGAUACUUAGAAGAGCAGAGAAGCCACUUCAUAUUCUGCAAGAAAUACCCAAGACGUAGAAACCUCCGCACUGCCAGGAGCGAUGACUCUAAGUCUGAGACCUCCUCAGACAUAUCCGACAGUGAGGACACAGCAGACACAGGCUUAGAAGGAAGUGAGUUUGACGAGUAUUCAAAACCUGUGUUACGGAGAAAGGGGAAGGGCGAACUGUCUGACACCAAACCUUCUUACGAUGAAAGUUCAGAAACUGCAUCUGAUGGCUCUGUGGUGGUGAAACGUAAGAGAGGAAGUCCACGGAAAAGUGUUUUUGAAAAAAUUGUAAAACGCAAGAGGCUGACAAGGAGUAAUGCGGUUUACUGUGGAGAAAAUGGAUCCGACUAUGACUCCUCUAGUACUACCCUUACCCAGGAUGAAAUUAACGAUCAAAGUGAAACAUUGACCUCCUUUAAGCCCAUGGGAUUUGAGGUGUCUUUCUUAAAGUUCUUGGAGCAAUCAAGCCCAUCUAAAAAUAUUUUGAAGAAGAGGAUUCGACUGAGAAACGCUACAGUGUUGUGCAAAAGAUCAGACACAUACUUGCACUACCCAAAAGGCUUUGAUACCCUUGAGUUCAGGAACCCUCAGAAGCUGACGUCACUUAAAAAUGUAAAAAUUGUAGUGGACAAAGCCUUUUCGGAUGUUGCUGAUACUCUGCUGAAGCAGCUCCAGGAAAUGCGACCCACAGUAAUAUUAGAGAAAUAG